Haliotis rubra (blacklip abalone) is the source of this 1119-nucleotide messenger RNA. RefSeq names its product prostaglandin E2 receptor EP3 subtype-like. The transcript has 2 exons. Gene Ontology annotation, molecular function: G protein-coupled receptor activity. Gene Ontology annotation, biological process: positive regulation of cytosolic calcium ion concentration; adenylate cyclase-activating G protein-coupled receptor signaling pathway; inflammatory response. NCBI's taxonomy places the organism in Eukaryota, Metazoa, Mollusca, Gastropoda, Lepetellida, Haliotidae. Gene Ontology annotation, cellular component: plasma membrane. The coding region runs from base 1 to 1119 and encodes 372 amino acids. The record is from RefSeq and is a predicted model, not a curated record.
AUGGGAGGAGCAUUAAAUUUCAGUUCAGUCGGUGUUACCAAUUUAACAAGGGAUAUCCUUAAAGCUACGAAUGAUGACGUAUUCAGCAACACGACAGCUGCUAACAUUCACAACGCAACCAGUGGGGAAAUCUUCGGUAACGAAACAAUCAUCUCCAAUGAGAGCAAAUUACGUAGUUUGCUGGCACCGUUCUUUUCUGUCGUCUUCCCAGGAAUGUGUGCUCAAGUGGUUGCAUUCUACUGUCUGAGUAAGGACAGGGGUAAAAAAAUGAAUAUGAUUAAUCGCCUGUUCCUUGUCCUCUGCAUAAUCGAUGCUCUCGGUCUUUGCGCCAUCUCUACUCAUCACGUUAUAUUCAACUUUGUCAACAACCCAUCCACUCUGACCUGUGCCUUCAUCAACUUUUUUAUGUGCGUCCUCCCGCUCUCCUCCGGCGCAGUUACAACACUGAUGAGCGUGGAGCGAUGCCUCAAGUUCCGAGCACCAUACUGGUACAGUGUGAACAUCUGGAGCAAGAAGGUCAAGGUACCUAUCAUCAUGACAACUGGUGUUUUCGUAAUUGUUGGUCUUUUUCCGAUAUGCGGCCUCGGAUACAUUGUCUCUGAGCAGGAACCAAGAAAAUGCAUUGCCUUCCCUACUACUGGACAAAUGUACAACAGUCCUAAAGGUGUCUAUACUCUGGCAUAUGCCGUAGUUGGCAUGAUAACCGUGGCCGUUGACGUCGCCUGCAACAUUGCUGUUAUCGUUACACUUAUCGGUAUGUCCGACGACAAAGAGCACGUACACAAGGCCGACGUAUCCAGAAGAGAGAAGUCUCCAGAGGUGGAGAUGGCGAAGAUGCUAUUGUGGCUGUCGCUGGGGUUUAUGAUCACCCUGUCUCCGCUAUAUGUGUCUCUGUUCUUCAUGUACGCUGGCUUCAUCUUUCCACCGGGAUUAAAGGCAGCCACCCAUAUCUUGGCGGGCCUCAGCUUCACCCUUGAUCCUUUCAUCUACAUCUUCACACUGGGGACCUACAGAAGAUCAGCGAAGAAGCUAUUUUGUGGGUGUUGUUUAUGCAUUUUUGAUAGGAAAUCCUCGCACUCCUUGGAGUUUCAAGAUCCAAGUUCCGUCACUGCAACAUAA